AUGGCCUCUCGCGACGGUCCAAACCCUCUCCGUCCUUACUACGUUCCCCCGUCGAUCGGCCUUGAGCAAGAUGAGUUCUCGUUCUCCUCGCCUCCCAAUGCAUCGUCGGCUCAAGUUUUUGGCGGCUCAGCGCGCGACCUGCUUCCUGACCUAGACUAUUCGGACUACCUUGAUAGCUCACCGUCGGUCUCUGGCUGGGUCCGAGAUGCAGUGGACGUCGCGAUCAAGCGGUAUACGUCCGUUUUGAUUUCUCAACCAUUCGACGUCGCGAAGACGAUAUUGCAAGCAUAUGUGGUGCCCGAUGACUCUCCAGCCAGCCAAUUUCCCAAGAGCGACCGGCGGGGAUCAGGUAUGGGUAGUAGAACUGAUUCCUAUGAUGAUAUGGGCUCUAAUGAGGACGAAGAAGAUGACCUAUCCUCCGACGAUGAAAGCAGCUAUUUCACCUCCACAGCGCCCACUGUCUCGUCACCGUCUACUAGGCGUACACCAAAGCCUCGUCAUCGGAUCACCGACCGCAGCGGUUAUAUCGCGUCUUCGCCCUCGUCCAAGCCCGCAUCGCGACACGCGCUCGCCCUAAAGAACCCUGCGUCGUUGAUGGAGGUACUUUCUCAGCUCUGGACCACCAGUGGCCCUACAUCGCCGUGGAAGUCGAGCAAUGCAACAUUUAUCUAUUCCUUGCUCCUCCCGACCCUGAAUACAUUUAUUCGCAGUCUCUUGUCCGCCAUUGUUGGGUUACCGGAGGAUGACAUUACCCCGUCCAUGGCGAGCGAUAUCCUCACUUCCACCUCCCCAGCAGCGACCUUGGUCCUCUCCUUUAUUUCAUCUUCGCUGUCCGCCAUGCUCCUGUCUCCCAUCGACACGGCACGCACAUUUCUCAUCCUGACUCCCGUCACCCAUGGACCCCGCUCUCUUCUUCGCGCCAUUCGUCAGCUGCCAACACCCAACUAUACUAUCCCCCCACAUCUCGUCCCAAUCACCAUCCUGCAUUCAAGCUUGCCAAACUUGAUUAUCAACAGCACUCCACUAUUCCUCAAAUCGUACCUCUCUCUCGACCCCGUCCUAAACCCGUCCGCUUGGAACAUGUUGAGUUUCAUCGGGUCCGGUAUAGAACAGGUUGUCCGCUUUCCUCUGGAAACUGUCCUUCGCCGUGCUCAAAUUUCUACAUUCACUUCUCCCAGUAUCCGACAAAACUGCGCAGGUCCUGUUCGUCCCACGGUGGCAGAUGCAGCAGCUCAAGCCGCAGAAGUCGAGACAAUCGUGCCGACCCCACAAACGUACCGGGGCGUUAUCGGUACAAUGUGGAGUAUCGUCUACGAAGAGGGCGUGCAGCCCACCCCAGAGGCCCAACGCGCGCAGGAACUACUCAACAAACCUUUCCCUCACCGAAAACGCCAGGGUCAAGGCGUUAACGGCCUUUAUCGGGGCUGGAGAAUCGGCAUGUGGGGUGUUGCAGGAACCUUGGGUCUUCGCCUCCUUGCUGCCGGGGGCGCAGACGAUGGUCCUAUGCCCAGUGGCGGUCGAUUCUAG
This is a messenger RNA of Aspergillus puulaauensis, 1527 nucleotides long. It is a transcript of the gene UGO1, whose product is annotated as mitofusin complex protein UGO1. The transcript has 2 exons. The coding region runs from base 1 to 1527 and encodes 508 amino acids. The record is from RefSeq and is a predicted model, not a curated record. NCBI's taxonomy places the organism in Eukaryota, Fungi, Ascomycota, Eurotiomycetes, Eurotiales, Aspergillaceae.